AUGACAAGGGGAUAUAUUUACUGUUUGUUUCUAACGCUGGUCAUAAUAUCAUGCGAAGGUUCUAAAUUGAACAAAUGCAUCGAACACCAAGUAUGCCCAGUUAACAACAACGCUGUUCUUGGUUCUGAAAUUAAUUUUGAACAUGUCGAAGAAAACUCGGCCUCUUAUGACCUAACCUUGAAUACAAUUAGACGUUCGCUCGUCGCGAAUGGUGUGGUCGUGAUUCGAAAUCAGACGAUGAACAGAGCUCGGCAGUGUGAUUUUACAAGGAGUUUAGGUUCUGUGGUUGUUCUUCCGGAAUCAUUUGAAGGCAAAGACCCGGAACCAGGGCUUCCAGCUAUUCAGAGGGUCACCAACUAUUUCCACAAUAGGACAUGGAAAGGCAAACGCCAUUGCUUUGGAUGUUAUUGGCACAAGGACGGGGAUUUUCAAUUCGAUGAUUACAUUGGUGGCGUCCUCUAUGCUGAGAAAGUAGAAAAAUCAGCAUCAACAACAAUGUUUCUGGAUAAUUGCGCUGCCUACGAUCUCAUUCCCCAAGACCUAAGAACACGGAUCCAGGACACAAUAUUUUCGGUGUCGGUACGAGACAUCCCAGACUUUAAGAAUGGCACAGAAAAAGAUUUUGCCCUUUUUCCAGACGCAGCUCGACAUCCCAUAUUUUACAAUCAUCCAGGCUCCGGACGUCGUUGUUUGUAUCUGACCAACACAAUGGUGACGCUGCGACCCAAGAGUGUAAACGAGAUGAUAGAUCUUCAAAAGGCAUGGGAUAUCAUGGUUACUCAAGCACCCAAGUAUCAACACUACUGGACAGCAGGAGAUGUCGUCAUUUGGGAUAAUUUGGCAGUUAUGCACAAAGCUGGGGAGAAACGGUCUGGGUAUUCUCCAAAAGAUCCACGAAUGCUUUUUAGAACGCAAUAUCGAAUAGGUGAAACUGCUGGGAAGAAAUAA
Messenger RNA from Dendronephthya gigantea, 948 nucleotides. Its product is annotated as alpha-ketoglutarate-dependent 2,4-dichlorophenoxyacetate dioxygenase-like. The record is from RefSeq and is a predicted model, not a curated record. Lineage: Eukaryota; Metazoa; Cnidaria; Anthozoa; Malacalcyonacea; Nephtheidae. Gene Ontology annotation, molecular function: oxidoreductase activity. The coding region runs from base 1 to 948 and encodes 315 amino acids. The transcript has a single exon.